GGCAUUACUAAUAUAUUUUCAUAAUUUGUGUUCACUUUCCUUCUAAUUUCCUCUAGAAUUUUCUUUUUUGCGAUCUCUUUUUGAGAAUAACAAAUUUCUUAAUUGUAUGCAAUAACUACCGUAUAAAUUACGUACCAUAUUAUAUCUGCGUCUUUCACCAAUUAUUUGGUGAUAUAUACCAAAAUAAAUUGUGUUUUAUUUGCUCCAUUGAUGGAAUUUUGACUUUGCCUUUUAAGCAACCACCCUUUCUCUAUCCCCCUCCACUUCUUAGUUGCCUCCCUCUUCUUCUUCUACACAACAUAUGAAUGUUCAGAGAAAGGGACAGGUUUGAAAAGGAAGAAAUAGGAAAAAGGAUAAAGAGAGAAAUCGAUGCUUCAAAAUCAAUGGUGGCAAGUAAUAGUUGUUAUGAUAAUAACAACAAUAACAAUAAUCAUCAGAUAGUAGGAAGGAGAUCGCACAUGAUGGGUGUAGGUCCUCCUCCUCAUCUAGGUACAACUUUGAACACCAUCACCCCUUGUGCUGCCUGCAAGCUUCUCCGGCGACGAUGCGCCGAGGAAUGUCCUUUCUCCCCCUAUUUCUCCCCUCAUGAACCCCAAAAGUUCGCUGCCGUUCACAAAGUCUUUGGUGCUAGCAACGUCUCCAAGUUGCUCAUGGAAGUUCCGGAUAAUCAAAGGGCAGACGCGGCCAAUAGUCUAGUAUACGAAGCGAACGUGAGGUUAAGAGAUCCAGUAUACGGGUGCAUGGGUGCAAUAUCAGCUUUACAGCAACAAGUCCAAACAUUACAAGCGGAACUUAAUGCAGUUAGGGCUGAAAUUUUGAAGUACAAAUAUAGAGAAGCAGCAAAUAACCUGAUUUCUGCAACUAAUAAUGCUACUAAUCAUCCUCAUCAUCAUCAUAAUCAUCAUAAUAAUAACAAUAAUUCUUUGGUUACUUCUGUUGCUGCCGCGGUUAUAGCUGCUAGUUUACCACAACAGGUACAAUCCCCUCCGCAUCAGCCUCAGUCUCAGCCUCAACGAGCAUCCACACCGCCUCCACCGGCUACUCCUCCUCCUCCGUCUUCAGCUUCAGUCGUGGUUUCGUCUUCACCCUCCGGUGGUGCAGCCUCCUUGUAUACACCACCACCACCACCUCCUGAUCAUUCUGUUACCAACACCGGGUUUAGUUCAAUAUCAACUAAUAAUCAUAGUAGUGUUCCAUAUUUUGAUUGAUACUUUUUUAUUCUCUUCUAAUUUUCAGUUUUUAUUUUUACCUUCACAAAACUGUAGUUUAGACUUAAAGACACUUUUUUUCUACUAUAACAUUGUCUGUUAGUAUUAGUUUAGAUUAAUUAAAUAAUUAAGGCAAAAUAGUACCGAUACUACCUUGAACAUUUGAGCCUACACAGUAUUUACAGCAUCUAUUUUAUUUUUAACCAUUAAUGGAAUCUUUGUUAAUUAGCCUUUUAAAAGAAGCAGCAAUAAUUGUUUAAUUAUCAA
Chenopodium quinoa (quinoa) is the source of this 1475-nucleotide messenger RNA. RefSeq names its product LOB domain-containing protein 15-like. Bases 306 to 1208 code for a protein of 300 amino acids. The record is from RefSeq and is a predicted model, not a curated record. NCBI's taxonomy places the organism in Eukaryota, Viridiplantae, Streptophyta, Magnoliopsida, Caryophyllales, Amaranthaceae. The transcript is spliced from 3 exons.